Opisthocomus hoazin is the source of this 771-nucleotide messenger RNA. RefSeq names its product C-type lectin domain family 12 member A-like. Gene Ontology annotation, molecular function: protein phosphatase binding; signaling receptor regulator activity; transmembrane signaling receptor activity. Gene Ontology annotation, biological process: negative regulation of signaling receptor activity; natural killer cell inhibitory signaling pathway. NCBI's taxonomy places the organism in Eukaryota, Metazoa, Chordata, Aves, Opisthocomiformes, Opisthocomidae. Gene Ontology annotation, cellular component: plasma membrane; external side of plasma membrane. The record is from RefSeq and is a predicted model, not a curated record.
AUGACAGAAGAAGUAACAUAUGCUAAUCUGAAAUUUGAGAACAGCCAUCAACUGGAUAAUUUCACAGAGCCUAAAGAUACUAAGGAAAAAGGGCCUCCCACUCCAUCCCGCUCUUGCUGGCCAGUAGUCCUGAUUUUGUUGGUGCUGUGCCUGGCAUUGUUGACAGCGCUGGUGACCCUGGCAGUUUUAUUUUUCCAGAUUCCCAAGCACUACAGGACAGAACUUACAGACCUCAACAUGACAAAGAAUGAGCUGCAUGCAAAUUUCUCAAAUAUGCUGCAAGCAAUAGGAAAUCAGCUGUGCUUGGAAGGUGAAAAAACCCUUAAAAAUAAUGGCCAGAACUGUGUACUCUGCCCUGCAAACUGGAAGUGGGAAGGUGGUGAUACGUGUUACUACCACUCCGACGAAAAGAAGUCGUGGGAACAGAGUCACCGGUUUUGUUCUUCACGAAACUCUACUCUUCUUCUGAUAAAAGAGGCAGCAAAGCUGGAAUUGGUGAAAACAUUUCCUAGAAAAAUAUACUGGCUUGGAUUAACAUUUAGAGCUAAAGAGAGAAACUGGUAUUGGGCAGACAACACAACUCUUACAGAAGAACAAAAGUCUUGGGCAAGGCAUAUAAACUCCCUCCAAUGCUGUGCAUAUUUUUAUUAUACUGAAAUAUAUAGCCAAGCAUUUAAAGAAGAGCUUCACUAUAUCUGUGAAAAGCCCGCUGUCCAAUUAGAGCGAGGUAGCAACCAUUGGCAGGAGGACUGGUUUGUCAGACCAAAAUGA